Pseudozyma hubeiensis SY62 is the source of this 1785-nucleotide messenger RNA. RefSeq names its product sugar transporter. Gene Ontology annotation, biological process: transmembrane transport. NCBI's taxonomy places the organism in Eukaryota, Fungi, Basidiomycota, Ustilaginomycetes, Ustilaginales, Ustilaginaceae. Bases 1 to 1785 code for a protein of 594 amino acids. Gene Ontology annotation, cellular component: membrane. Gene Ontology annotation, molecular function: transmembrane transporter activity. The transcript has a single exon. The record is from RefSeq and is a predicted model, not a curated record.
AUGCGCUUACUGUUCUCGCGCAGCCGCGCAUCCACCUCGAUACCCGUCGACCCAUCUCGACCGUCCCAGGAGACAGACGAUGCCACACUCACCGAGUUCAGCCGCAUGGCUCACGAGAUGGGCGUCGGCGGCGCAUACGAGCGCAAAGUAGCCCUGCUCAACAACACCAUCAAGGAAGAAAUCGGGUUCGGGCCUUUCCAAAUCUGGCUCACGUGGCUCGCUGGGUUUGGCUGGUUCGUCGACAACAUCUGGUUCCAGGCUCUGUCCAUGUCCUUGCCGCAGAUCAAACUCGAGUUUGGUCCGAAGCACGUUCAGUUUGCUACUCUGGCGCUCUACCUCGGCUUGUUGAUAGGCGCGACCUUCUGGGGCUUCAUGGCAGACGUGAUUGGGAGACGACCGAGCUGGAACAUCACGCUCUUCAUCUCGGCCGUGUUCGGUAUCGCCGUGGGAGGCGCACCGAACUUUGUUGCGGUGGGUGCACUGCUGUCGUGCUUGGGGUUGGGGUUGGGCGGAAACCUGCCGGUGGACGGUGCGAUGCUGAUCGAGUUUAUCCCUUCGACGCACCAGUGGAUCUUGACGUUCUUGUCCAUCUUUUGGUGCUUCGGUCAGCUGUUUGCUGCGUUUAUCGGGUGGGCGUUCAUCACAAAUUACAGGUGCGAGACCGCGGAUGCUUGCCCCAGGAGCUCGAAUAUGGGUUGGAGGUAUACAUGGUUCUUGCUGGGAGCGAUCACGUUUGUCAUGUGGGUGGCGAGGUUCUGGGUGUACCCGAUCCCGGAGUCGCCCAAGUUCCUGAUUGGCAAGGGGAGGGAUGAGGAGGCGUUGGAGGUCAUCAAGUUCAUCGCGGCUCAGAAUGGAAAGACUACGACUUUGACGUUGGAGCAACUCAAAGCGGCGGGAGAAGGCAUCACCGUGCCUGUCAGUACGCUGGAUGUCAACGAGAAAAAGUUGGCGCGUCAGGAUGAUCCGGAAGCAAAGGUCGGCUCGGCGACGGACGAGAAAUCGAACGAGGCUGCAGAAGCCAAAGCAGACCCCGUCUCUGGAACGACAGUCACCACCACCGCCCAAGACGUCCUUGCUCCUGCCCCAGAAGCGGUAUCCUCGACCCUCAAAGGCCGGUUCCUCUCCUCCUCCGACCUGACCCAACUGCGACGAUCUCUGCGUGAAUUCGACUCACACCACCUCGUCGCCCUCUUCUCCACCCCACGCAUGGCCUGCAACACACUCCUCAUCUGCUUUCUCUGGGGACUCAUCGGACUAGCCUACCCGCUCUACAACGCCUUUAUCGCGCUCUACCUCGCCAACGCCGGCGCCAACCAAGGCGAGACCACCCAGGCCGAGCAGUACCGCGAUCUUGUCAUCAUCGCCGCCUGCGGCAUUCCCGGCUCCUUCGCCGCUGCGGCGCUCGUCGAACUCCCCUACGCCGGUCGACGUGGCACCAUGGCCCUCUUCACGCUACUCACGGGAUUGUUCUUGUUCCUGUUCACAACAGCGAGAACUCCAGCUGCCGUGUUGGGCUGGAAUUGCGCAACCAAUUUGACCCAGAAUGCGAUGUACGCCGUGCUGUACGCCAUCAGCUAUGAAGUCUUCCCGGCUCCGAAUAGAGGUACGGGCGAUGGACUGGCUAUGGCGACGCAGAGGGUGUUCGGUGUCAUUGCGCCCAUCGUGGGUGCAUAUGCGGGGAGCACACCGACGACGCCGAUUUAUGUCAGUGCGAGUUUCUUCAUCGCUGCGGCGGUGUUGAUGUUCUUCUUGCCGUAUGAGACGAGGGGUAGGGCGGCACUGUAA